This is a messenger RNA of Linum tenue, 753 nucleotides long. Lineage: Eukaryota; Viridiplantae; Streptophyta; Magnoliopsida; Malpighiales; Linaceae. The record is from the annotation of a GenBank genome assembly.
AUGUCACUCCCUUUCCUAACACUCAUUCUCCUUCUGCAAUCCACAAUCAUAAUCACAUCAGCAGCAGCCAAACCACUGAUGCAUAUCUGUUCACAAACCCCAAACGCCACCUUCACCCGAAACAGCACCUACGAGAGAAACCUGAGACAGCUAAUGGGACAGCUCUAUUACCAAACACCUCCUACAGGUUUCACAAAUGCAACAAUCACAGGACAGCAACAAUCAUCCCCCGACCAGACAACUUACGGGCUAGCGAACUGCAGAGGCGAUUCGACACCAUCACACUGCCAAGCCUGCAUAGUCGAAGCAAUCACCACGGUCCACAAGACAUGUCCUUAUAGCAAAGAAGCAAUCAUAUGGCUAGACAACUGCUACCUCAAGUACUCAAGCGUCAGGUUUUUCGGCAGAGUUGACGUGAGGAACAAGUUUCACAUGGUGAACGGUAAGAAUGCUAGUGGGGAUAUUGCUCCAGGGUUUGAUGGGAUUAGGCAGCGUUUGAUGGUGAAUCUGGCUGGGGAAGCGGCAGGGGAUCCUGCCCGGUUUUACGCUGCUGGACAGGUCGAGAUUCCCGGUUCGGUCAGGAUUUAUGGGUUGGUUCAGUGUGGCAGGGAUCUUUCUGGGAGGGAUUGCAGGAGGUGUGCUGAUGGGUUGGUUGGAGAGCUUCCGAGGUUUAGUAAUGGGAAAGUUGGUGGAAGAGUUGUAAGUGGGAGUUGCAGUGUUAGAUUUGAGACUUACCCUUUCUUUAGAGCCUGA